AUGGCGCUCUCUGCUAUGUUCAGCGGUUUGAAAGAGAGGAAGUUUACCUUCUCCAUUGGGAAGAAUCCGCUGAAGACAUUAGCUAAGCUCGUCACCAGAGCUCAAAAAUACACUAACGCUGAAGAAUUCUCCAACUCUCGCAAAAAUGUUCAAGUGGCAGAGCUGACUACCAAAGGGAAGAGGUUGAGGAACGAAGAACCUCAAUCAUCCAGUAAAAAAUCAUAUGACCGUGUUCCUCAUGAUCAUUGGCCGAGCAGGAAGCCAAAGGGCAAGUUCCGUUCCUAUACUCCACUCAACAUAUCUACAGAGCAAAUAUUGCUGGACAUUAGGGGUCAAAAGCUUCUAAAUUGGCCCGUUUGUAUGAAGGCCGACCCGGAACACCGGGACAAGCGCAAGUAUUACCAGUUCCAUCGAGACCACGGUCACAAUACGACUGACUGCGUGGAUCUCAAAGAUGAGAUCGAGACCCUCAUCCGUAAGGGUCAUCUGCGUGGAUACACCAAGGAGGAGAGAACUGCUCGAAGAGAAGAGCAGCCGAGCAAAGCUACAAAAGAACCGAUCGAAAUCCGUACCAUCUUUGAUGGUUCGUCUGGUGGAGGAGACUCAAACAGGGCUCGUAAAGCCCACUACCGGAAGUCUGACCCGAAGCACUACGUCCACAUGACCGAGAGGCCGAGGAAAGAACUUCGAGUCAGCCCUUGA
Messenger RNA from Magnolia sinica, 702 nucleotides. RefSeq lists its product as uncharacterized. Lineage: Eukaryota; Viridiplantae; Streptophyta; Magnoliopsida; Magnoliales; Magnoliaceae. The transcript has a single exon. Bases 1 to 702 code for a protein of 233 amino acids. The record is from RefSeq and is a predicted model, not a curated record.